AUGCGCCGCAAGGACGACCGCUGCGAGGCCUUUUCGGACGGCAUCCACCCCGAGGCUGCCCAGCGUGGCACCACCAACGGUCGCCGCAACCAGCAGUCCCGGGAGCAACUGUACAGCAUGCCCCCGCGGCUCUGCGACGAGAUCGUGGCGGCGGUCAAGCUACUCCCCAAUCCCGAGUACACCUCGAAGCAGCCGAGAGAUGGCAUAGUGCCGCGGAUGCCCUGCACCGGGAUCUUCCUCGGACCCAGCAAGAGCGGGAAGACUGUCGCGCUGAUCAGCGCGAGCCUGGAGCAAUAUCGCACGGCGGACGGUUCCAGCGUGUUUGAGCGCAUCUACAUCUUUUCGCCGA
Molecule: messenger RNA, 349 nt
Organism: Symbiodinium pilosum
Lineage: Eukaryota; Dinophyceae; Suessiales; Symbiodiniaceae
Source: the annotation of a GenBank genome assembly